AUGUAUGAUCUCCUAGAAAAUGCGGGUAGUGCUGGGUCUGAUUUUCAAGGACACUUUCAGCGCGCAGUCGCUAGCAUUAUCCCUACUCUACUGUAUAGCUUCUAUAUCAAAGACUAUAAUAACCCGGGUCUCUGUGUCGUUGUUAAAUUCAACGAAGAAUUCUUAUACUCCUUGGAAGGCAAAGGGUUAGAACAACUACUAGAGCAAACUGUUGAGAAAGAUAACCUCGAUAUACCCUUAGAGGAGCUGGCGUUCGAGCUUGGUACUAUGAUUGAUGCCGCACUGACCAGCACUACUGACGGUUUGAUCUGGUUUGUAGUGGCUUGCAUCACGCAAGACCAGGGCUUCAUCGCUAAGGCUCGCAAGGGGCUUGAUGCCGUUGUCGGGCGCGACAGACUCCCAGUCUCCGAGGACAAGCCCAACUUGCCGUACAUUACCGCUAUUGUCGAAGAAAUAUUCCGUUGGCGGCCCGCUGGCCCUGAGGGUGUCCCUCACCUAAACAGGAAAGAGGAAGUCUACAAUGGAUAUACUAUUCCCAAGGGAUCUGUCAUUGUACCCAACGUUUGGACAAUCUCCCGGGAAAAGGCCUUGUUCGGCGCAAUCCCUGACGACGGCAAAACGCUCAGAGCACCGCCCGCAGUCGCCUUCGGCUAUGGAAGGAGGACUUGUCCUAGUCGUCAUUUCGCACGCAAUGCUAUUUGGAUUCUGCUAUGGUCAUUCGAUAUCAAGGCUGGUCUGUUUGAGGAGACAGGCGAGCAUAUCCUUAUUGACCCCCUUGCAUGCACCUAUGGCCUGGUUAUGCGGGCUCUGCCCUUUAAGGCUUCAUUUAAUUCUCGUGGGCCUUGGGUGCGUGAAGUUAUUGCCAGAGUGGGUGACACUUAUAGCAAGGAUCAUGAGGCUAUGCUCAUUGAAAUUGGGGCAGAGUUCACUAAAUUGUAG
Molecule: messenger RNA, 939 nt
Organism: Penicillium subrubescens
Lineage: Eukaryota; Fungi; Ascomycota; Eurotiomycetes; Eurotiales; Aspergillaceae
Exons: 4
Coding region: 1-939 (312 amino acids)
Molecular function (GO): oxidoreductase activity, acting on paired donors, with incorporation or reduction of molecular oxygen; monooxygenase activity; heme binding
Source: RefSeq, a predicted model, not a curated record